This is a messenger RNA of Limanda limanda (common dab), 870 nucleotides long. RefSeq names its product proline-rich protein PRCC-like. The transcript has 7 exons. The coding region runs from base 1 to 870 and encodes 289 amino acids. Gene Ontology annotation, cellular component: nucleus. NCBI's taxonomy places the organism in Eukaryota, Metazoa, Chordata, Actinopteri, Pleuronectiformes, Pleuronectidae. The record is from RefSeq and is a predicted model, not a curated record.
AUGACCACCGCAAACAGUUCCGGCAGAGGCCUGUCCUCCCUUCUACUACAGCCCAAAAACGUGAGAGCGAAGGAGAUCGCCAGAUCCUUGAUUCCCUACACGCUCACGAAAAGACAAGAACACAAAGGACCCAAGCCUGGAAUGCCCGCUCGGGGUCUGCUCGGUCCUAGUGCGUCUCCUUCUGCCAUCAAAGCCGCAGCAAAGUCGGCUGCCCUGCAGGUGGCUAGACAAAUAGCCACCAACGACCAAGAUGAGGAGGACAUAACCCCACAGAACUACUUCUCCCUAAACGAAAGCUCCCCGCCUCUUCCCGCAGUCAUCCCAAGCUCAGACCCUGAGCCAGUAGCCCCCGCAGAGCCUCUUCUUAUCUCCCCUGCUGAUGAGCCUAGUCAGUCUGACGCCCCUCUUGACUUUUGGGGCAGCCAAGUGGGUGCCGGUGCAUGGGGGGGUCCAAAUCAGCCGCCUCUGACAGUUCCGUGGGCUUUCCCUCAGGAAUACUAUGAUGAGUCAUAUUCCCAAGAACCGAACCCUGCAUUGACAGAGGAGGGUGAAGAGCCUGGACAAUCUGCCAUGUUUGAUGGUGAAGCGUUCAUGCGGCUGCAAGGGAAAAGAAAAAGAGGCAAAGAGGAGGUGAAGUUUCUGGAGAUCAAGGGAGAGGACCAGUUCAGCAGCAACCAGCAGUGGAUGAUGAAGAGCAUGACCGAAGAGAAGCAGAACCGUCAGUCCUUCAGCAAGAAAAAGGGAGAAGGACCUACAGGACAACAGCGGCGCAAACAUCAGAUAACAUAUCUCAUUAACCAGUCUGAUUCUGAUGAUGACGAACCAGCAAAGAAGAAAGUACGACCUCAGAAUGGCUUUCGACUCAGAUGA